GGUGCUUUCCCUGCCCCUCCGCCCGCUCCUGGCGGGCCGAUUCCCCGCCGAGCUCGGGGCCCAGCGGAUCGCCUUCUUAUAGACGCAAAUACAACGGUAAAGCUGAGCUGCUCCUCUUGCAGACAACAGGAGGAGAAGGAAAUGAGCCAAGAUGUCUGAAAACAGCCAAAGGGCCUCCCUGGCCUUCGGGCAGGUAGUGAUUGGGCCUCCGGGCUCGGGGAAGACGACCUACUGCCACGGCAUGCAGGAGUUCAUGGCCAGGAUCGGGCGCCGGGUGGUCGUGGUGAACCUGGACCCCGCCAACGAGGUGACGCCCUACCAGUGCGCCGUGGAUGUCUCCGAGCUCAUCACCCUGCCGGACGUGAUGGAGAAUUUGAAGCUGGGGCCCAACGGCGGGUUGAUCUACUGCAUGGAGUACCUGGAGGCCAACUUCGACUGGCUGCAGGAGAAGCUGGCUGCCUUCAGGGGUCACUACUACUUGUUUGACUGUCCGGGACAGGUGGAGCUCUACACCCACCACAACGCCCUGAAGAACGUCUUCGCACAGUUGGCCAAGUGGAACUUCAGGCUGGCAGCAGUUCACUUGGUGGAUUCUCACUACUGCACGGAUCCUGGCAAGUUCAUCUCUGUCCUGUGCACCUCGCUCUCCACCAUGCUGCACGUGGAACUGCCCCACGUUAACGUCCUCUCCAAGAUGGACCUGAUCGAACAAUAUGGCAAGCUGGCAGGUGCAUGUUGCUGUGGGAGAAUCCCCAUUGCUGAAACCCACCUGCUGAAGAGCCUGGAAGGGCUUUGUGCUGUUAACGGAGCCUUUGGGAAGCAGUGUCUUCCCCGCAGCGGGGAAGGCUCUGGCCCACCUAAUCCCUUCAACCUGGAUUAUUACACAGAGGUCCUGGACCUCUCCUACUUGGUUGACCAUUUAGCUUCCGACCCCUUCUUCAGAAAUUACCGCCGCCUCAAUGAGAAGCUGGUGGAGGUGAUUGAAGACUACAGCCUGGUGUCCUUCGUUCCGCUUAACGUCCAGGAUAAGGAGAGCAUGCGGCGGGUGAUGCAGGCAGUGGACAAAGCCAACGGCUAUUCCUUCGGAGACCAGGAGCACAGGAGCCUCGAAGCUCUGAUGUCAGCAGCAGUGGGAGCUGAUUUCCACUUUACUUCUUAUCAGCACACUUGCAGUGCAGGAGAAGUAUGUGCGAUCUCAGGACAAGGCCGUGGAAGAAGAAGUGAUGGAUAUGUAGCACAGCUGCCUCUCCCACAGCUGCUCGCUGUUUUAACAUCUCUCCUUUUCCUACCAGGAGUUUAAGGGAUUCUCUGUGUUGUGUGACUUAGACCAAGUGAAAGCCUUUCCAGGCAGCUGUUGGACUCCCUUUCACUAAGGGUUCGACGUCCAGUGCUUCGGCCCCCCCAAAGCACAGAGCAACGUGUUUGCAGACACACCACGGCUGAGUGCAAGGCAAGCCAGGUCCUUCCUUAGGGGCAAGAGAGAUUUAGCCGGGUUAAGGCAUGGUUAGCAAAUGAAGAGAAGCAAGGCAGAGGAGACUGACCUUUUCCAAGUCUCCUCCUCCCCAUCAUGACCAAGGUAGAUCCAGCGAGAGAAAAAUCCGUUUGAGCUGUCUCUUCUACAGUGAGACUUGUGACACAAGUUCUUGGUUUACAGCGUAGGAGGAGCAUGCGUGGUCCUGAGGGGAACGUCCAGGCUAAGAAGCCUCCAAUCCAUCUCGAAGAGGACAGAAAGAUGGUUGUUUUUCUUUUUUUUAAAUAAUGAUGGACUCUUUCUUAAUAAAACACUUCUCCAUCUCGCUUUCA
Molecule: messenger RNA, 1803 nt
Organism: Struthio camelus australis
Lineage: Eukaryota; Metazoa; Chordata; Aves; Struthioniformes; Struthionidae
Source: RefSeq, a predicted model, not a curated record